Messenger RNA from Suillus subalutaceus, 2101 nucleotides. Its product is annotated as nitrate transporter. Gene Ontology annotation, biological process: nitrite transport; nitrate transmembrane transport. The record is from RefSeq and is a predicted model, not a curated record. Gene Ontology annotation, cellular component: membrane. NCBI's taxonomy places the organism in Eukaryota, Fungi, Basidiomycota, Agaricomycetes, Boletales, Suillaceae. The coding region runs from base 367 to 1884 and encodes 505 amino acids. The transcript has 16 exons. Gene Ontology annotation, molecular function: nitrite transmembrane transporter activity; nitrate transmembrane transporter activity.
AUUGCAGUUUUCGAGGUCUCAAGGAAUCAAGUAGUAAGAUUCAAGUGAUACCAAGCCGCAAGGUACCGUGAACUCGGUGAAAUAUUCAGGGCACCUUCCUCGAGCCACGACAAUUUCCGGUUCACGCGCUACUGCGGCCAGCACAGGCUGGUGGCCGCACUGCGCAGCAUGCAUAUGGCAUCCUUGAUGAUCGGCGGCGGUAAAUUGUCAUGUUGCAAUUUGUUCUCAUCUUGUUUCAUCAUUAUCAGAAGUUCCUGGUGUUUGCUCUUGCUGCCAGUAGUUGAAAUAAACCCAUUCAAGAGGCUCGCACUCCGUUCAUGAUUCUUGGAAUUCGCCCUUCAACACUGUAUUUGGUUGACUACAUUCAUGCCUGCUCUGACACUUUCUGAAACUAGCAGUGCUUGGUAUGCCAGCCUGCGUUACCCAGUGAUCAACCCCGCCAACCGCAAAUGCUCCACGGUCCCUAUUUUCUCGCUGAACAAUCAGUACUCCCGCAAUUUCCAUCUGUCGUGGCUUGGAUUUUUUGUUGCCUUCUUAUCGUGGUUCGCGUUCUCCCCUCUCAUUCCAGAUGUCAUCAAGACUGAUUUGAACCUGACAUCUGAGGAAGUUGGGAAUUCGAAUAUUGUUUCGCUGUGCUCUACCCUCAUUGUACGAGUCAUAUCAGGUCCGCUCGUCGAUCGAUAUGGACCUCGCAAAGUGAUGGCCGGUCUUCUCAUUAUCGGGGCGAUUCCUUCUGGCCUUGCUGGAACAGUAUCAACUGCGAACGGUCUCUACAUUGUCCGCUUCUUCAUUGGAAUUCUCGGUGCCACAUUUGUCUCUUGUCAAGCUUGGAACACUGUUUUCUUCGACAAGAAUGUCGUUGGUAGAGCGAAUGCCUUGGGCGGAGGCUGGGGAAAUGCGGGCGGCGGUUUCACGUUCAUCAUCAUGAUCGCUCUCUUCAAUCAAUUGCUUACUGACGGCAUGAGCCCGCACGUUGCCUGGCGGGUGGCAUUUGCAAUUGUUCCUGUCCCCGUUCUCCUUUCUGUUGCCGCUGCCACUCUAAUGUUUGGCACUGACCACCCCGCGGGCAAAUGGAGUGAUCGCUAUAAGGCUGUUGCUCCUGCACUUCCUGCGUCAGACGAUCAAACGAUCAUCAUCAAUAGUGCCAAAAAUACAAAUACAAAGUCUGGUGAUGAUAUCGAGACUGGGGGCGAGAAGAACAUUGAGGUCACUAUCACUACUAUAAACUUGGUUUCAGAAUUGGACACUGCUGUCAAUAACCCACUUUCCCUGGACAUGGCGUACGAAAUCAUGUUAAACCCGCUGACCUGGCUGCCCUCAUUGGCUUACAUGACUACUUUCGGCUACGAGCUUGCCAUUGAUGCUAACCUAGCUACCGUUCUGUAUACGCUACUCAAGUCCCCCACUUUUGGGCAGACCAAAGCUGGCUAUAUUGCAGGCAUCUACGGUCUCCUCAACGUGUUCUCCCGGCCGCUUGGCGGAUAUUUUGGAGACCUUAUAUAUGUCAAAUUUGGUGUGCCUGGCAAGAAGUACCUGACCAUCGCUUGUGGAGUCGCCCAAGGGUUUUUAUCGUUUGGUCUUGGCCUUUACAUUGAUAACCACUCUCAUCCAUCUCUCGCGGUCAUUAUUGUGAUUUUUGUCAUCCUCGCAAUCUUCAAUGAAGUCGCCAAUGGAGUCAACUUCUCCCUUGUUCCACAUUGCAACCCCAACUCCAAUGGGUUUAUGACCGGAAUUGUAGGCGGCAUGGGAAAUAUUGGAGGGAUACUCUUCGCGAUUAUCUUCCGCUUUGAACCAUCUCCUUCUGGAAAGGCAUUUUGGAUUUCUGGUGUUAUCGCGGUUAGCGUGAACCUCUUACUCUGUAUGAUCCGUGUACCUCAGGUUUGAACAAGACAAGGAAAGUGCAGUCUGUUCGUAUGGUCCAACUACAUGAGUCUGUCACAAAUUGGGUCUCGGCUGAUAUGAAAAUUUUCUGUCCUAUAUGAUAGUAAGAAUGAUAGCUCAUGAGUGCUCCAAAACUCCCAUAAAUCAGAGGAAGGCUACGUCAAUAUUUGUAACAGUGAGCUCGAGCAGGGGAGUAUCGACUCACAGCCUACUAGCUUUG